AUGGCGGGUGAAAGCGCCCAACACGACCGCAUAGGCCUGCUGGGUCACGCCAACGGCUUCGGCUCAGGCGCGGAUGACUCGAGAGCAACAUCACCAGGUAUAGGCGGCGAUCGUGCUCUCAUCGGAAGCAGCGGCGAUAAGGAUAUAGACAUGGCGCGGCUGGGGCGGACAAGGCCUCGAGUCUUCCCAUACGCCAAAUACCUUCCAUAUGAGACGGAGACGCCGGAGCAGAGGGAGAAGGACAUGGACGAGAUGAUCAGGCUGCUCUACGUCUCCAUCAAGUCUGGAGACUUUGUGCCGGGAGCAGUGCACUGGACGAAAGAGAUAAGAGGGUGGAUGAGUCUGAAGUUCGACCUCACACGGAAACAGCGGAUAUCGCUUGUCGAGCUCUACUACGAGCUCGCGCUUGCUCCUGGUCUGGAGUACAGCGUGGCGGAGAGGUUCGCGAGCAUGUUCAUGGUUCUGACCAAGAGGAAGCACUACCUGCGGCCGGGAGUGGACUUGACGCUGGACUGGCGGCCCUUGUGGAAAGAGCUGAAGAUCUUCGUCCUGCCGUCGGAGAGCAGCACCCAGAACACCUACAGCAGCAAGCGUAAUGUGCGGACGCUAACGAAGAUGUGCACGUUCGCCCAGCUGUUCUUUGAUCCGAAGGAAGUCCCCGCGAUGAUGGAAGAAUUCCUCCCCUACUACAGCAUGUCGUUCUCCGAGAAUGCAUUCGUGGUGCUUGGGCUUUUUAACCUGAUGCUGCCAACUGCCGCUCCGCCUUCAGAUCAGCCGGACUUAGCACCACAGUCAUUCUUGCCGACCUUCUUCCACCUAUGGUCUACCAUCAACCGCUCGAUGAUGACCGAUACACGAUUCUUGGACAUCUUCUCCAGACAAGCUAGGGACUGUCUGGGAGCUGAGCACAUUCCGUUCGGACCUUGCGGGCUGUUCACGGAGGAGCAAUCAUCCCUCAUCUUUACCGCAGUGCUGAGACUGCUUGAGAUUCCAGUGGGGCAGGCAACCACACCCUACAGCGCAACGGUUGAUCUGGGUGCCGGUAAUGCUAUUUUACUAGAGCGGGACCCGAGAAAACAUCCUGUCAGCCACAGCAUUGCUCGAUGGAUCGUAAUGUCGCUGUCACCACAGUGCCUGGAAGCCAAGGACGGCAAGUCGGUGCUGCACCAGCUAGAAGCGCUAUUGCAGGGUAUUGAGACAUUCUUCCACCCGUCAAACUCCGGCAGCUGGACCAAGCCUCUGGCACAGCUCAUCUACUACCUCGCGGACUUUUUCGUCAUGCGAUGGAACCGCGAGCAGAGCGGCGAGUACGACAUUCCGGCUGAUCGCAAGCUCAACGACGAAGUCAAGCGUCGAUUCGUGCUCUGUCUGAGGGACGUCGUCUUCAUGGGCAUCUACGCGAAGAGCGGUACGGCCAUGAACUACGCGCUUAGCACGCUACAAAGCCUCGCCUCGCUCGAGCCCACACUCAUCCUGCCUGGCGCUCUGCAGCGCAUCUAUCCUGCCAUGCAGGGCUUGGUGGAGGUUCACCGUACAGUCUCUUCCAUCCGUGCACUCCAGAUGCUCAGCAAGAUCAUUGCCAAGACAAAAGGCUUCAGAUGCCAUCUCACCACAUUGCUUGGGCUAGCUCUACCUGGUGUCGAUGCAAACGACUUGGACAAAACGAUGCACAGUCUGGCUUUCAUCCAGGCAGUUUGCUACAACAUCCCGCUGCACGACCUUACCAAGGCGCCCAAGCACGAAAAGAGUGACCUUAAUGGGGACUACGAGAUGGUCGAUCAUGGCUCUCCGUCAGCGCAAGGCGGCAGCACAGACCUGGCUGUCCAGUGGAUCACCUCGCAAGUGAGCCACUUCGAGCAAGCAGGGCCUGGUCUUGAGAUCGACUACGCUGCCGAAAUGUCGGAUGAGGACGAAGAGGCUAUACUCAAGUCUUCGACUGCUGGCUUUUCAGAGUUCAUCAUUAGCUUUCUCGGCCGGGUGUUCACUCUUCUGCAGAAUCUACCUGAUGCAGCCAGAGUCAAGAGCGGCAGUCCAGAAGAGAAUGUCGUCAAUACCCUGCCAGCAACCUUCAGCCCGCUUCUCGCCAGCCUGAGCCCGGAGCUCUACGAUGUCGCACUGGAGCACGUCGCACGCUUCGUCUCGAAUCAUGUCGUACAUCAAGCACGAGACGCGAUGGCCUUCAUCUGCAACGCAAUGGUCAAGAUCUCACCAAAGAAGGCCCUCGGCCGCUUGCUGCCAGACCUCAUCUCCAGCAUCCGGACUGAGAUCAGCGAGAACGGAGCUGGAUCAACUCGGACGACAGGAAGUGAGAUUCUUCCCAGAGACCGCGCCCUCGUGUGGCAUGUUUCGCUCCUUAGUAUGUGCGUUGUCCACGUCGGCAAAGACAUUCUCGAGUUCCAGGAGGAUCUCUUCUCGAUUGCCAAUUAUAUGCAGGAUACCUGCAAGGGCAUUCCACUAGUGCAUGUCAGUAAUUUCGUGCACCAUCUCCUGCUCAACUUAACUGUGACGUACACCAUCGACUAUAGCCUGUUCAACAAGUCUGAACUCGAGAAGGGCCUGAGUACUGAGUCCUGGGGACGUACAGUGGAUCCGACAACGCUGGAGAUCCAGUGGCAUGUUCCUGAGCAGGAAGAGCUGGCUUUCGCCACCAGAGUAUGCGAAGCGCAGGGAGGUCGAGCGCUGAAGGCUCUCAACGAGCUCAUCUCGGACACAGCUCAGAUCAAGCGUGAUGGCGUUGGCAAGGACUGGUCGGACGAGGUCAGCAGAAAUCUGGUACUGCUUCGGCUGAUCAUCUCGGGCGUGUCGCGACUCUUCCGAUCGGAUGAUGGCUCCGUCACGCCAUUCACGUUCGAUGACACUGCGGUCAAUGAGCAGAUGGACACUGACGACGACUCGCACGACCUGAAUGAGCCUGAUGAGGAGAAGAUCAGGCGUGCUUUCCACUACCCGACUGGCUACCCACUGGAGAUCGGCAGCGAGUCGUACGAGACUGUCCACAGGUUCCGAAAGACCGUUGGAGAGACGCUGCACAGAGUCCACGAGUUCCUGGUGAAGAACCAAGAAGACGAUGUGCCUUGCUUCAACAGCCUGUACACAGCCUACAAGAGCUGGUUCAUUGACAUCGGCAUCGAGCGAUCAGCGCACGUGCUGGACAGGCUUACGCGGCUGUUGAGCGCGGACACCCAUCCUUUCAAGUUCUCAGGAACACGAAAGCAGUACCCGCGGCCGUUGCUCGUACGAAGAGCCAACCUCUACCACUUCCAACGGCUGCGGUUCAAUGAGCACCCACGAGCGGCUUCGGAGCUUGACAAGACACUUCUCCUCGACCUGGCCAAUUCGAGCACGUCAGUGUAUACCGACAUCCGCCGCACAGCGCAAUCAGCAGGCGAGCAAGCCAUCAAGAGCAUCGUCGGCGCAAAGCCGCUCAUCAUCCCUACGCUGCUUAACGCUCUCGAAGAAGCGCUGAAGAAGGGUGACCACCCUCGCAUCAAGGGCGCCAUGUUCUCGCUUCUCUUCGGCAGCCUCGCGAAGCCGAUCGGAAGGAACUGGAAGUUUGCACCGCGCAUGAUCAAGCUGUUUAUUGAAGUCAGCGACGCCGAUCGUCCGAGCAUUCAGAAGCUGGUGGGUCAGAGUAGUUUUUCGAUCCAGGGUAUGACGAAUGCUAUGGACCGGAUGGUCAUCCUGGACGAGGCGACGCUGAAGGCGAUCUGGCCGGGUGAUAGCGACAGUCCAAGAACCGUUGCGAGAACGAUCGAAGAGGCUGACGCACUGGUGCCGCCGAAGAAGGAUAAGAUCCAGCAGAGACGCAAAGUCGUCGAGGCGAAGAAGAGCGAGUUGGCUGCCGAGCUGAUUGAUAUGGUCAAGAAGUCGCAUUGGAAGAAAGCCAGCAGGACCGCUGUCAUGGUCAUCGGGCUCGACUACCGCUUCGAGACGAUCGCUUCGCAGGCUAUGUUGGAGCUGGUGGUGAAGGGUGUCAUUGACCCGCAUCCGCAGCUGCGGACACUUUAUGCGACGUCUCUUAAUGCCAUCUUCAGCUUGGUCCAGACGAGAGCGCUGACAGGACACAAGUACGAGAACUACCUCAAAGACGAGCAACAUGAUCCGGAUGAGUUGGUCGCACCGACUGAGCGCGACGAUCCGACGUGGACGCAGCGGUAUCUCGAAGCUUUCACCAAGCCGGAGACGGACAUGUACCUUGACAGCGACUUUCCGGGCUGGCUGGUGUGGCAGAAGACGAUGCGCGGGUAUCACACCGGACCCAGCAAGCUGGAGUACGAUGAGCUGGAGACCAAGGUGCGGAAGCAGAUGGGUUCGUACAUUGACCGGCAUUGGCUCUCGACGUACUUCGGUUACAUGAAGCAAGAGCCGCGCGACCAGCAGGCCGAUCGGUUCAGGAUGCACAGCUCGAUGAUUGUCGCUUAUGCGAUGGAUUUGCUUGCUGCUGGGCUCACGGUGGCGACGUUUGACGAUGUCAAGGAUCUGGCGCAAGCGGUGUAUGGUGAUGGCAGCGACAAGCAUCAGCACCGCGCUAUGGCUGAGAUCAUGGGCGCUAUGCUCUCGAGCGCGGAGGACUUCAGCGUCGAGCUCAAGGAGAAGAUUUGGGAGUUUGCGUUCCCGAUUCUGAGGAGGAUCUUCACGGAUGGUCUGACGCCGGAGAAUGCUUCGUACUGGUCUACCCUUGUCACGCUUGUGGUCGGCGGGAAGGAUCCUCGCCGAGCGUGGCCGAUGAUCGACUGGUUGGCGGGUUUCCGUCUGGACAUGGACACCAAUGCUGCGUUCAAGGAGAGUUCGAAGAUCACUUUGCUCGGACUGGUCAUCAGCUCGUGUGGCUGGCACUUCCAGCUCGAGAAGCCUGUCGUGGAGAACUUUUUGCAGCAUCUCGAUCACCCGUACAAGGGCGUAAGAGAGGUCAUGGGCACGACGCUCAGUACGAUUUUUAGGACACGGUAUCACGAGUCGUACAAGGACAUCCCGUCGCUGCUGGAGGACCAGCGCACUGCUUCGAGCGUGGGAAAGAGGCCUUACCAACCUACAGAGGAGUUCUCGGCGAUUGUGAAGGAUGUCUUUGAGCGGCUUGAGAAGUGGCGUAAAGAGCGACCGCCGGGGAUUCAGACACCGACACCUUAUACACAAGCCAGCAAGACCGUGUUGCUGUGGCUCGACACCUCCCUCGCCUCCUACGACUGCACCGUCCUCGUCCCCUUCUUCCCGCACGGCUUCAUGGAGCAGCUCCUGCACAUGAUGGACAUCAAAGAGGAUCCGGAGCUGCAAUCCCUCGCCUACCACGUCUUCCGCCACUUACCAAACAUCCCGCACCGGCCCGGCGAAGACACAGCAUUCGUCGCCUCUCUCAUAAAAAUCGGCCGCGAAUCGACGUCCUGGCAUCAGCGGCUGAGAGUGCUGAUCAACAUGCAAGUCAUCUACUUCCGCCACAUCUUCCUCAUGCCCCUGAAACAGUCCAACGACCUCUUCGUCUGCGUGAGGGGGAUGCUCCACGAUCCGCAGCUCGAAGUUCGGCUCGGAGCCGCCGCGACGUUGGGCGGCAUGGUGCGCUGCUCGCCGACUGGGUUCCGGAACGAGAAGAUCGACGAGCUGAAGAAGCAUUUCUACAAACUCCUCGUCGAUAACCCGUUGCCGAAACGGCCUAAAGGCCAAGCUGCGCCGAGUGGCACGAACACCCCAACCCAAGAACAGAACCGCGUCGUCCUGGCCCGCCACGCAGCGGUUCUGGGUUUGGGAGCGCUGGUGCAGGCUUUCCCCUACACGUCACCGCCGCAGGAGUGGUUACCGGAGGUUCUGGCGACGCUUGCGGGGAAGGCGGCGGGGGAUCCGGGGAUGGUGGGGAAGAGCGUGAAGACGAUUCUGAGCGAUUUCAAAAAGACGAGGCAGGAUACUUGGCAGAUUGACGUUAAGGCGUUCACGCAGGAGCAGUUGGAGGAUUUGGAGGGGGUGUUGUGGAAGAGUUAUUUUGCUUGA
Molecule: messenger RNA, 5976 nt
Organism: Saxophila tyrrhenica
Lineage: Eukaryota; Fungi; Ascomycota; Dothideomycetes; Mycosphaerellales; Extremaceae
Gene: BLM3
Product: Proteasome activator BLM10
Exons: 2
Coding region: 1-5976 (1991 amino acids)
Biological process (GO): proteasomal ubiquitin-independent protein catabolic process
Cellular component (GO): nucleus; cytosol
Molecular function (GO): proteasome binding; peptidase activator activity
Source: RefSeq, a predicted model, not a curated record